AUGAGCCUUCGAAGCUCCGCGCGGAUUUCUUGGGUCAGCGCUGGGUCCUGGCGGCGCCCCUGGCGGCGCCCCCGGCGCGCUCCGCGCGCCAGGGGGGGAUCCAGCGCCCAUCCAAGAAAUUCGCGCGGACCUCCGAGAAAUGAUGCUUAUAUGGUCUCUCGUUCCUCUGGCAUAUGCAGACUUACGCGCUCGGAGGUCGCGCCGAUUCUCGAAAUCCUCGCAGAGUUCCAUGUGUGUCGUUCGUGCUGUCCUGGCCUCGCGGUCGCGUGCACGGCCGGCAAGCGCGUGUUGGUCGUCGGCUCGUCCUUCAUCGGCAUGGAGCUGGCGGCAACGCUCACGCGCCGAGGCUGCAAGGUGACCGUGCUCGGCAUGGAGAGCGUCCCCUUCGAGCGGGUGCUUGGCCGACGACUGGGGGAGGUGUUCCAGAAAUUCUUCCAGUCCAAGGGGGUCAAGUUCAUCGGUGAGGCCCGCUGCGCCGAGAUCCAGCAGGACGGGAGCAGCAUGCGGGCGGUGCUGAAGAGCGGCCAGGCGAUCCCCUGCGACGCCGUGGUGGCGGGCGUGGGCGUGGUGCCGAACGCCGGCUUCGUCGUGGGCGCGGAGAAGGCGCCCGACGGGUCCCUGCUCACCGACGAGUUUCUCAGCACCAGCGCAGAGGGGCUCUUUGCUGCCGGUGAUGUGGCGAACAUGUCUCCCUCGAUAGGCCGGCACGUCCGCAUCGAGCACUGGGACGUCGCCAUGAGCCAGGGGCGCGCCGCAGCGAGGUCCAUGCUGGGCAUCGGGGAGAGGUUCGAUCAGACCCCGUUCUUCUGGACCUCCCUCUUCGGCAAGAACCUUCGAUAUCCAUUCGACGAGAUGCUGGUGGAUGGCAACCACGAGGAGCUGAAUUUCGUGGCCUACUACUGUCACAAGGGUGUUGUGAAGGCCGUGGCUACCAUGGGACGGGAUCCGACUGCCGUCGCAGCCGGAGAGUUGAUGCGGCUGGGAAAGAUGCCUUCGGUGGACGAUCUCAAAGAGGGCCGAGCGACCACGCUUGGCCUUUCCGCUGAGCUGAAGCGCCUUUGCCAAGCCGACUGA
Molecule: messenger RNA, 1074 nt
Organism: Prorocentrum cordatum
Lineage: Eukaryota; Dinophyceae; Prorocentrales; Prorocentraceae
Source: the annotation of a GenBank genome assembly